Messenger RNA from Schistocerca piceifrons (Central American locust), 645 nucleotides. Its product is annotated as aromatic-L-amino-acid decarboxylase-like. Bases 89 to 538 code for a protein of 149 amino acids. The record is from RefSeq and is a predicted model, not a curated record. NCBI's taxonomy places the organism in Eukaryota, Metazoa, Arthropoda, Insecta, Orthoptera, Acrididae. The transcript has 5 exons. Gene Ontology annotation, molecular function: carboxy-lyase activity; pyridoxal phosphate binding. Gene Ontology annotation, biological process: amino acid metabolic process.
CCAGAACUGUGUUUGGCUCAUUGUUAUCGUUUAUAUGAUGGUGUUCUGAUGUCCUCAGGUGAAGGGAACAACUUGUUAUCAAUAGGGAAUGUCAGUUCAUGAUUUCAAGAAGCAUGGGAAAGACUUGAUUGAUUACAUAAACCACUUCAUGAAGACUAUAAGCUCAAGAAGAGUCAAUUCUGAUGUAGAACCUUUUUAUCUUGUAAAAUUACUCCCGGAUGAAGCACCUCAUGAACCUGAGGAGUGGGACAAAAUUAUGAAAGAUGUUGAAGACAAAAUAAUGCCUGGGGUCACACAUUGGAAUCAUCCCUAUUUCUUUGCUUAUUUUGCAAGUGCAAAUUCAUAUCCUGGGAUUCUUGGAGACAUGUUAUCAAGUGCCUUAGCAUGUCAAGCAUUUAACUGGUUUGUGAGUCCAGCAUGCACAGAACUGGAAAUGGUUGUCACUGACUGGUAUGGUAAAGCACUUGGGUUACCAAAGUCAUUUCUCCAUUCCAGCGGACCAAAAAAGGGUGGUGGUUGUGCACAAGUGAGUUUAUGAGAGAUUUCUAUAACAUUGCUAUUCUAAUAUAAAAUGCUACAGAAAAGUACAUUUACUGCUGUGGAAUUACUGCAAGUGUUGAGAAGCACAGUAAAAUGGUUGUAGAU